GCACGGUUCUCCUAGUAUUGGGCAGACAUAAAGAUACACUGUGGGUUUAACUAAGGGACGCUAAGGGCGUUGCGUUGCGCUAGAGGUGUUCAUUUCUAUACUAGCGGCGAACGUUUACUCAGAAAGUGUAAUCGGGAGCGUUGUCAACCCCAUACCUCUGACUGGACCGGACACGGACGCUGGAAAUGGCUCUGGACAUUCUCGGUGAGAACUUGUACGACCUUGAAGAAAAUUAUUUGAAUGACAUCUGGAAUUCAAGUCCAUUGGACUCAAAACUUGGAGAUAUGGAUUUGGACAUGGAUCUGGAUUGGAAACACAUUUUGGAUAGCCGUCCUAUAAUACUUCAUGACCGAAUGAUGACGGAUGCUGUUCAAUCCCCCAGUGUUCAAGCAGCAGAUCACAGUUAUUCUCUUGCUGUUGAUGAUGAUGACUUUCCGGGCUGUACUCUAAGUUUGCAACCUGAUAGCAAAAUGGAAUUAUAUGGUAAAGAUGUAGUGUCCGAAUGUUUUCCUGCGAUACCACUGACAUCUGCAACUGGUGAGACAGAAAUCACUGUGAAGCAGGAACCACUGUCCUCUCCCCCGAGUCCCGCCACUAAAUAUCCUCCCUACAUAUCACCAGACGACACUUGUCGAACAACGGGUCCUGCACAGCAGAGUCUACUAAAAAAACCAACCAUUGUGCUAGCUAAAAAUUCCGAAAUUGGAGUCAAAGGCGCCAAACGUCGCCGUUUGUUAAUGCCCAAUAUAAACAUUAAACUGGAGACUUCUGGAUUUUCUCUUCCCCCGACUCCCCCCUCAAGCAACAGUAGCGAUUCUGAUGGAAGUUUAUCGCCUUUUCGUUGUUUAAGUAACCCAUCUCCGCCACCAACGGUAACUGUCAGCACUUCCUCAACUUCUUCCUCUUCCAAUAAGAGUGGCUUCCCUUCACCCAUAAUCGUUAUGCCAUCAUGUUUAAAACGAUCAAAUUCCUCAUUAGUUAUAAAUAAUCAAUCGAAAGGUGCAACGGGAGUGUUAGUACUUUCAGAGGAAGAAAAGCGCACUCUGCUGGCAGAGGGCUAUCCUAUUCCUCAGAGGCUUCCUCUGUCUAAAGCAGAAGAAAGGUCACUGAAAAAAAUUCGUAGAAAAAUAAAAAAUAAGGUAACGUCUUUAUUGGGUUUAGUUAUUUACUAGCAGAAAUCCACACAACAUUUGCGGUCAAAU
Messenger RNA from Limulus polyphemus (Atlantic horseshoe crab), 1202 nucleotides. Its product is annotated as cyclic AMP-responsive element-binding protein 3-like protein 2. The record is from RefSeq and is a predicted model, not a curated record. Lineage: Eukaryota; Metazoa; Arthropoda; Merostomata; Xiphosura; Limulidae. Gene Ontology annotation, biological process: regulation of transcription by RNA polymerase II. The transcript is spliced from 6 exons. Gene Ontology annotation, molecular function: cAMP response element binding; DNA-binding transcription factor activity, RNA polymerase II-specific. Bases 186 to 1172 code for a protein of 328 amino acids.